Molecule: messenger RNA, 2228 nt
Organism: Tricharina praecox
Lineage: Eukaryota; Fungi; Ascomycota; Pezizomycetes; Pezizales; Pyronemataceae
Exons: 8
Coding region: 60-2105 (681 amino acids)
Biological process (GO): transmembrane transport; metal ion transport
Cellular component (GO): membrane
Molecular function (GO): metal ion transmembrane transporter activity
Source: RefSeq, a predicted model, not a curated record
AGCUAAACCCCCCAGAUCCCCCGAAUCUAGGUGAGCUGCACCGCUGACAGCAGGCAGAUAUGGGCGGCGUCAAGCCAAGGCUGUCGUUACCGACGAAACUCGGACGCGAUCGCAGUCCAGGGCUCCAGUGGCAUAGAGAGUACACGCCUGCAACGUGUAAGGGGCCGCGAUGCUUGAUGGUUGAUUACGUGCGGAAAGAGGCGGGGGGCAGGACGCGGAAGGUCAUCGCGGAAGAGAUCCAGGACAUGGCGGCACUGAAGGGGGUGUAUUCGCGGCAGGGCGGCAGAAACGAGGAGACGGACCUGCGGCUAUUCCACGUGCAGAACUGGCCGCAGGCCGCACAAUUCAUGAUCCGCAAGUUCCGGCUCGACGACGACGAGGCGCUGACAGGCCAGCCGGGCCUGGCCGAGUGGAUCCUGCAGAAGAAGCCGCGACGGCGCGCGGGAAAGCCGCUGCUCGCGGCCAAGGCCUGGAAGGUCUCGAGUGAUCCGUGGAGACGCGUCACGAAAUGCGCGGCGGGCCUGGACAUCAUGAAGCGGUAUCCGUGCGGGGAUCUCGACAACCCGCAGAUGGAGACGGAGAAGCCGACGUGCGUGACGGGGCUGAUGGGGUUCGACGCCGAGGACCAGCCCGUGCUGCACUCGAACGUGUUCGCGCAGCGCACCGCCAUCUACGUGCAGUACUCGCACACGAUCCUGCAGACCCCCGGCCCGGAACUGGUUAGUCCCUAUGGCCCCAACAUCCCCGAGCGCUUCGACAACGGCAACACCAUCAUCAUCUUCGACAACUCGGACUCGCACAGCAUCUACGACACGCUGAUCGCCGCGCGCGGGGAGUGGGAGUCGCGGUGGCGCCGCCUGCCGUUCUACAUCAACACGCUCCUCCCGGACCCCGAGCAGUCCGAGGAGCAGAUGACCGGCGACUGCAUGCGCACCAUCACCCAGGACUUCUUCAAGGCCGUCGCGGAGAACUGGGACGAGCUGCUGGACGCCAGCUGGGAUCACGUGAGCAUCCUCGAGGACAAGAUCUACGAGAACCCGGCGGACGAGUCGCGGGCCGGCGAGCUGUGGAAGAAUGCGGCAAAGUGGCUGGUGUACGAAAAACUCAUGUAUGGCCACCAGGACGUCGUCAACGACAUGAGGAAAUACCUCGCCGAGCUCGACGGCGAUACUGGCGAUGAAGGACAGUGGCUUAAGGAUACGCCCGUCGACUUUGUCAGGUUGGGCGCACUCAUCGAUGAUGAUCUGGCUAAACGCACCAACAACCUAUCCGAGCUCAUGUAUAAAUCCGUAGGCAUCCGCGACUCAAGGGAAUCACUGCGACUAGGCGCAAGCAUGUGGCGAUUGUCGUGGAUCACCUUCAUCUUCCUCCCACUCACCUUCCUCGUCUCCUUCUUCGGCAUGAACGUGGACACCUUCGCCUCAAACCCCAGCAUAGCAUGGUACUUCAUCACGGCGGUCCCCUUCAUGAUCCUCGUAUUGAUCCUCUGGUACGCACUAAAACACUGGUUCGCCAAAUCUCGACAACAGCCCUUACAACGCGGGGCUUACGAGGCGCUAUUUACGUCGCUGCAAUCCCGCCGCCCCGACAUCUGGACGCGGCAGGGCCCACGGGAGUACAUCCUCCCGCGCGGCCGCGCGAGCCGCUGGAAGUGGGCGCUCAUAAAGCGGUGGACGACGGGCGACGCGAUUCCGCGCGCUGCGGGCGCUGAUACGGCUGACGACCAGCCGAUCGGCCAGUGGAAUCGCUGCAAGAGAUAUCUGAUCGAGAAGUGGACCAGCGAGAUUAGGAUCGAGCCGCGCGGGAAGCUGGGGGAGGUGGAGGCGCCAGAUACGCAGAUCGUCGAGGCCCUUCUGCCACAGGCUAGGGUCGCGGCUGCCCCCGCCCUGCCGGUUAUGACCGUCCAUGAGGAUGAGGAGGAGGCGCAGAGUGUCGACGCGGAUCCGAAUAGGAACUCCGGGGUGUUGGUUGAGGAAAGGGUUGAUGGCACUGGGUGGGUGGGGACGGGGGAGGAGGAGGGGAGAUUGGGCGUUAAGGGCGUGGACUGGGCGGGGAAGAGGGGGCGGAGCAGUGAGGAGGAGGGGGAGAGGCGGGGGGAGGAGUGAGGAGUGAGGAGAAUUUAGUGGUGGUGGUGGGAGUGGAACAGCCCGGGGAUUUGGAGAUGUAGUGACAUUUGUUUGGGGAUAUCAUGCAUCGGUGACUGAGAAUGGCACUUCUUUGGUUACAUG